ACCACCGGAAUAAAAGGCAACGCAAGAAAUAUAGAGAGAGACAGAGAGAGAGAGAGAGAAGCUAGAGAGAGAAAGUCAGGUGCUGGUUGUGGACGCACGCCAAUCCUCCUCCUCCUCGCCACGACAAACAUCUCCGAAUUCCCACCAUUUUCAAGAACAUUGCAAUCACAAACCCUAAUCAUCAACAACGUCAUAAUCUAUCUGAAUCGAAUGGCUUGGAGUUAUUCUUCAAUUUUUAUUCUUGGAGCUCAAUAAACGACCGAGCCCAGAUUUCGUCCACAACGCCCACAUUUUGACAAAUGGCUUUCUUGACAGAGUUCAUGAGCUGGGAAUUUGAUCUAUAAAUAAUGGGGUAGGUGAAACAAUUGGGUUUUUCAAGUUCAACUUCACAUUUUUUGUGUGUGGAGUUUGGAAUUCUGUUUGUUUCAUGGGGCAGGAGGGUUGGACAGUGGCUUGUUCAAAUGGGUUUUUGUUCUACAACUGGACUACACCUGAUAUUGCAACUUGAAUGGCUGAACCCCAGAGGGCUAGUCUCGCGGAAAGAGACGUCGACCAGGCCAUUACCGUGCUCAAGAAAGGGGCACAUUUGCUGAAAUAUGGACGCAGAGGGAAGCCAAAGUUCUGCCCAUUUCGACUUUCUACUGAUGAGUCUAUGUUGAUAUGGUACUACGGCAAAGAAGAGAAACAUCUUGAACUACGUCAUGUUUCAAGGAUAAUUCCUGGACAGCGUACUGCAAUAUUCCAGCGGUAUCCUCGGCCUGAGAAGGAAUAUCAGUCGUUCUCUCUCAUAUACAAUGAUAGGUCUUUGGAUUUGAUAUGUAAAGAUAAAGAUGAAGCUGAGGUUUGGUUUGUUGGUCUAAAGGCAUUGAUUUCACGUAGUAGCUACCACAAGUUGGGAAGUCAAUCGACUUACAGUAUAUCAUCAGAUAGUCCACAAACUCGCAAAAUCUCUUCUUUGGUUGCAACCCUUGAUCAAGGAGAUACUCAACGAACAGAGAUCCUUCAUCACAGUAGUUUGGGGAAGGCAUUCUCUGACAUAAUUUCAGUUACUGCAGCAGCCAAAAGUAACACUGGAGUUGAAUCAUUAACCAAUUCCCUCAGUUCCUCAUCAUCGGCAGUUUUUGACAACUCAAAUGGUCGAAGUUCUGCAGCUGAGACAUAUCGAGUUAGCUUAUCUAGCGCUGUUAGUUCAUCAAGCCAGGGCUCUUUUCGUGAAGAUUUGGAUGCCUUAGGUGAUGUUUUCAUUUGGGGAGAAGGCAUUGGUGAAGGGGUUCUGGGUGGUGGUGUUCAUAGAGUUGGUAGCUCAUCUGGCACCAAGAUAGAUACUGUUUUGCCUAAGGUAUUGGAGUCAACAGUUGUGCUUGAUGUUCUUAAUAUUGCUUGUGGAGGUAGGCAUGCUGCAUUAGUUACCAAACAAGGGGAAAUAUUUAGUUGGGGGGAGGAAUCAGGGGGUAGGCUUGGGCAUGGAGUAGAAGAGGAUGUUUCCUAUCCGAAGCUUAUUGACACUCUUAGUGGUGUGAACAUUGAACUUAUAGCAUGUGGGGAAUAUCACACCUGUGCUGUUACACUUUCUGGAGAUCUUUAUACAUGGGGUGAUGGUAGUCAUAACGCUGGUUUGCUUGGGCAUGGAAGUGAAUCCAGUCAUUGGAUUCCUAAGAGAGUAACUGGCCUCAUGGAGGGUAUGCAUGUAUCAUUUAUCUCUUGUGGACCUUGGCAUACAGCUGUUGUAACAUCCACAGGCCAGUUAUUUACAUUUGGAGAUGGAACUUUCGGGGCCCUAGGACAUGGAGAUCAUAGUAGCACCAGUAUUCCAAGAGAGGUGGGAAUGCUGAAAGGACUACGGACAGUGAGGGUUGCUUGUGGUGUUUGGCAUACUGCUGCAGUUGUUGAAACGAUGAUUGAAUCUUCUAGCUCUGGACCUUCUGAUGACUCUUCAUCUGGAAAGCUGUUCACCUGGGGGGAUGGCGAUAAAGGCCAACUUGGACAUGGUGAUACAGAACCUAGAUUAGUCCCCAAGUGCGUAGUUGCGUUGGUUGAUACAAGUGUGAGUCAGGUAGCAUGUGGGAAUAGCCUAACUAUUGCUCUUUCAAACUCAGGACGAGUAUACACAAUGGGGAGUACUGUUCAUGGACAGUUGGGGAAUCCUGUAGCUAGUGGAAGGAUUCCCACUUGCAUUGAAGGUAAAAUUGCUAACAGUUUUGUAGAAGAGAUUGCCUGUGGUUCCUAUCAUGUUGCAGUUUUGACUUCAAAAACAGAGGUUUAUACUUGGGGAAAAGGUAGAAAUGGGCAACUAGGCCAUGGAGAUUGCGAAGACCACAAUACACCUACCCUUGUUAAUUUUUUGAAAGAUAAGCAAGUAAAAAGUGUAGUGUGUGGUUCCAAUUUUACUGCUGUUACAUGUAUACAUAAAUGGUUAUCUAGUGUUGAUAAUUCUGUGUGCUCGGGUUGUCAUAAUCCAUUUAAUUUCAGAAGAAAACGUCAUAACUGUUACAACUGCGGGCUUGUCUUUUGCAAAGCAUGCAGCAGUAGAAAAUCCCUAAAAGCUUCCCUGGCUCCAAGUAUGAACAAGCCAUAUCGUGUCUGUGAUGAUUGUUUUACAAAGCUAAAGAAGGCCACAGGAUCUGGUUCUGUUGCGCGAAUUCCUACAGUCAAAAGUGUAAAUAUACUUCAGAAGUCCAAUGAGGUGGUAGAAAAAGAGACUAGAAGUCCUCAAUUACAAGGACAGUUUUGCAGACUCUCAUCUGCUAACUCAUUCAUUUUGGCUGAAGGCAGAAAUUCAAAGGGCCAAAUGAAAGCAAAACUAAAUGGCAGCCAUGUAUUCCCCCUUCUGAAUGGAGGUAUUAAGAGGGGAAGCAUUGCUACGUCAAAAGCAUCAACUUCUAUAGUUGGAGCUUCAAAGAAUUUCUUUUCAGCUUCUGUUCCUGGUUCUAGAAUAGUUUCUCGUGCAACAUCUCCUCUUUCAGGAAAAUCGAGUUCAUCUCAGUCUAUACCACUAACAUCAUCAGUGACUGUUCUUACAUCUGGAGUGAUUCUUGAUGAUUCAAAGCAUAAAAACGGAAGUCUAAGCCAAGAAGUCCUCAAUUUAAGGGCACAGGUUGAAAAUCUUACUAGCAAAUCGCAACUUCUUGAAGAUGAACUGGAGAGAACAUCAAGACAAUUGAAAGAGGCCACUGCAUUAGCAGCAGAUGAAGCUGAAAAAUGCAGAGCUGCGAAGGAAGUAAUUAGAUCUCUAACUUCACAGUUAAAGGAUAUGGCUGCCAAAGUGCCAGAUGGGCAUAUUGCCAGCAGGAAAUUAGAUUCUCUUGUUGGACACGCAUCGAGUAAUCCAAAUCUGCCUCCUAAUGAAAGUAACUUGACAUGCCUAGAGCCUUCAAAGAGCUUGUCCAUUGACAAUCCAACUAAUUCAUUUCCAUCAAACGGAAAAAAGGCUCAAGCAGACAAGGCAGAAAGGGUUGUACAAGAUGAACCGGGCGUGUACAUAACUCUUUCCUCCUUCCCUGGGGGCGGCAAUGAGCUCAAACGAGUUCGCUUCAGUCGGAGGCGUUUCACCGAGGAACAAGCAGAGAAGUGGUGGGCUGAAAAUGGGGAUAAAGUCUGUGAGCGGCAUAAUGUACGAACUUCAGAGUAGUAUCCAGCUGUAACUAUCAGGGAUAAAGUCUGCAGAGGCAGCUUAAUAGAUGAACUUCAGAGUAAUAUUCAGCUGGUACCCCAUGGACAAAAGAGAGCCUGACAACUCUUUUUUAUGACCCUCUCCUCUAACUGAAACUGUAAAUGUUUUUUAUUUUCUUGUUUUUUCCCCUCACUCAGUGGAGUAUCAAGGAUCCUGGGUCAGACAUUCACAGGUAGAUUAAGAUGCAAGGAAAGUAAGAAGGUAGGAAAGAAUGUAAAAAACGAUCAAGUGACAACACAAUUUUGAUGAAUGUAAGCAGUAGCUAAUGUAAGUUUGUGCAGCUUUAUUUUCAUUCUUGAGAAAAGUUGACAAAGUUUUAGAUUUUCAGCUUUGGCGCUUUUCCUUACAUUUUACCUUUCCUUUUGUCUAAACGAAGUUCACGAAUGUAACCAAGUUCGAACUGUUUUCUGCCACGUGUCCUAAAGAUUUUGUAGUGGAAUGGGAUUUGUGGGUCCUAAAGCUUUGGGGUAUGCAUGAUUAAAAUGGGAAAGUCUUGAAUAUGAAUCCUGCGCUCCAAUAUUCUGCACUGAAACAUAAUCAAUGCCUUCACUCAAUCUUCCUGUUGUUAAGGGCAGGAUUGUGUUUCGGGGUAGCAAUGGUGCCAUUAUGCUUCUUGGAGUGUUUUCAGCAGCUCAUGCACGAAGUCUGCUAGUCAUUGAAGCUUUGGUGUUGUGACAAGAUUCUUUUAA
This is a messenger RNA of Cornus florida, 4359 nucleotides long. Its product is annotated as PH, RCC1 and FYVE domains-containing protein 1-like. Bases 509 to 3628 code for a protein of 1039 amino acids. The record is from RefSeq and is a predicted model, not a curated record. Lineage: Eukaryota; Viridiplantae; Streptophyta; Magnoliopsida; Cornales; Cornaceae. Gene Ontology annotation, molecular function: metal ion binding. The transcript is spliced from 10 exons.